This is a messenger RNA of Fulmarus glacialis (Northern fulmar), 1224 nucleotides long. RefSeq names its product early endosome antigen 1-like. The transcript is spliced from 10 exons. The annotation marks the transcript as partial. The record is from RefSeq and is a predicted model, not a curated record. Gene Ontology annotation, molecular function: 1-phosphatidylinositol binding. Gene Ontology annotation, cellular component: early endosome. NCBI's taxonomy places the organism in Eukaryota, Metazoa, Chordata, Aves, Procellariiformes, Procellariidae. Gene Ontology annotation, biological process: endocytosis.
ACUCCAGGCAGAGGUGGGUCUCAGAGCUCGGAUUCGGAUUCUUCUGCCACACCAGGAAAUGCCGUGGACGUGAACAACGAAGGCUCCUCCGAGGGCUUUAUUUGUCCUCUCUGUAUGAAGUCUCAUGGAUCAGCUGAGGAGCUGUUCAAGCACUAUGAAGCAGUUCAUAAUUCUGGCAUUGAUUCAACUCAUGGAGGGGAAGGUCAUCUGUCACCGGAAAGAGAUGAAGUAUCACUGCUCCGACAAGAAGUCCAAGAUUUGCAAGCUUCGCUAAAGGAGGAGAGGUGGUAUUCAGAAGAGCUGAAGAAAGAACUAGAGAAAUUGCAGGGGCAGCGGCAGCAAGAUUCUAAGUCUGAUGGAUUGACAACGGCUACGUCUACAGAAUCAUUAGAACGGCAACUAGAAGAGAUCCAAGUAGAAAAUUUUAACAUUAAGCAAAUGAAAGACUUAUUUGAGCAAAAAGCAGCACAACUGGCCACUGAAAUUGUGGAUCUUAAAUCAAAGUAUGAUGAAGAAAUCAGCCUUCGGGAAGGUGCAGAACAGAAAGUGACAAACCUGACACAAGAACUGCAGAAGGAGAGGAGUACAGUGGAAGACUUAAAGACAGAGCUGCUACAAAGGCCUGGUAUGGAAGAUGUGGCUGUUCUGAAAAAGGAGCUGGUCCAAGUUCAGACGCUGAUGGAUAAAAUGACACUGGAACGUGAGAGAGAAUCUGAAAAGCUGAAAGACGAGUGCAAGCACUUGCAGGCAGAGCAGGCUAACUCGGAGGCUACCAUUAACCAGUUAAGAGCUGAACUUGCCAAAGGACCUCAGGAGGUAGCUGUAUAUGUUCAGGAGCUGCAAAAACUUCAAAGUUCAGUCAAAGAGCUAGAACAGAAAAACCAGAGUCUGACUGAGAAGCUGCUGAAGAAAGAACAGGACUACACCCAGCUAGAAGAAAAACACAAUGAAGUAUCUGUGAGUAAGAAGAACGUGCAGGCAAGCUUUCACCAGAAAGACCUGGACUGCCAACAGCUUCAGGCAAAGCUGUCUGCAUCUGAAGCCUCGAUACAGAGAUUACAGACAGAGCUAGCUGAGAGGGGGGAAGCAAGCCAGAAACUUAAAGAAGAGUUGUCCGAAGUAGAAACAAAGUACCAGCAUCUCAAGGCAGAAUGUAAACAGCUCCAGCAGCAGAGGGAGGAAAAAGAGCAGCAUGGCCUGCAACUCCAAAGUGAGCUCAGUCAG